AUGAACACUCUUUUAUUGAAUUUAUACAUAUUUCAUCUAUCUAUCUAUCUAUCUAUCUAUCUAUCUAUCUAUCUAUCUAUCUAUCUAUCUAUUUCAAACAUUUCAUUAUCUAUCUAUCUAUCUAUCUAUCUAUCUAUCUAUCUAUCUAUCUAUCUAUCUAUCAUCAACUUAGCUAAAUGUAUCCGUCUUGCAACACAUGCUUCGUAUUUUUUUCGUAGAAAAAAUAUCACUCUCACUCAAAUCAUAUCUAUCUAUCUAUCUAUCUAUCUAUCUAUCUAUCUAUCUAUCUAUCUUUGCCUGUAUCUUUCUCACAAUAAUCGUAUCUAUCUAUCGAUUUAUCUAUCUACUUAUUUAUCUGUCUAUCUAUUUACUUCGAUUAUAAUAGAUUUCCGAUCUCAUCCUUUCAACAUCCCCAACAUCCGAUAUAAAACACCAUCCUCUCCUCACCUGCACAUUAUAUUUCAUUCUCUUCCUCUCUUUCUUUCUUUCUCUCUCACCCUCUCUAUAUCUCAACAUUCCUGCGCACUCUCCUAUAUCAGUCUACAUAUAUCUACAUAUCUAUAUAUCUAUAUCUAUCUAUCUAUCUAUCUAUCUAUCUAUCUAUCUAUCUAUCUAUAUAGGUGUAUUUGUCUGUCUAUUCUGAUCACUUUUAUUCUAUGCCAAUCCCAACAUCGAUGUGUCAAAACUAAUCUGCCAUAUCUAUCUAUCUAUCUAUCUAUCUAUGAUCACCUUCAUAUGCUGAUAUAG
Messenger RNA from Acanthosepion pharaonis, 747 nucleotides. NCBI's taxonomy places the organism in Eukaryota, Metazoa, Mollusca, Cephalopoda, Sepiida, Sepiidae. The record is from the annotation of a GenBank genome assembly.